GGGAAUGUGUAUCUCAUUUUAUGAUUCCUAGACAGAAUUGCCAGGCAUAAGGUGUAAAGCAAAACCGCUUCUUCAGUCUUUGGCCAAUGAUGGCAGAUCUUCUAGAAGAACAUGUCGCAUCCUGCACGUUAGAUUUUGGUGGACGGUACUAGGGUACCUCGUACCAAGAAUUUGGGCAAUCGAAAACACAAUCAGCCGUUUCGUUUCGGUGGUUUGCGAUGCGAGCAAAGGACCGAUGCAUGCCAAUGCUGGCUCGUCCAUUUAAGAUCAAAUCCCCUCAGUGUUGCCAAAGUUACUUGUCAACAGAAACCCGACUUGAAACUUCAAAAUCCUGCUGAAAAUUCGGAAUACAUCGUAAAAGAAAAAUGGCUCCUGCCAUAUCAACAGAAGAUAGAAGUAUUAUUGGGACAUUUUCUCACCUGUUGCUUUCCGCUGGAAUUAUAACUGCCUGCUAUAUCACAUACAAAGUGAUAUAUAAUCUUUAUUUUCAUCCACUUGCAAAAUUUCCUGGCCCAAGGCUAGCAGCAAUAACAGAUGGCUGGAUAUGUUGGCAUAAUACUUCUGGAAAUUAUCACACGACUAUGAUCAGCUUGCACAAGAAAUAUGGUCCAGUUGUCAGAUUCGCACCAAAUGAUUUAGACUUCGCCUCUCCUCAAGCAAAUCAAGAAAUCCAUGGCCAUGCAAAGCAAGGAAAAGCCAUGUUUCUCAAAGGGCCAGCCUACAAUACUGGUUCGGAAACCAAUGUUGGUAUUGUUUCGGCAAGAGAUCCGGCUGUUCAUCGAGAAAUCCGAAAAUCUCUUUCUCAUGCGUUUAGUGCUAAAGCACUUCGGCUACAAGAGGAAGUGGUGAUACAGUACAUGGACUUGUUCGUUUCUCAACUACAUCAACGCAAGGAUGAUGAGAAGGGGUUGAACUUGUCAGAAUGGUAUAAUUGGUUAACUUUUGAUAUCAUUGGUGAUCUCGCCUUUGGGGAAUCAUUCGAUGCAGUCAAAUCCGGAGAAGGCCAUCCGUGGAUCAGUCUCAUUCUCAGCACUAUCCAUCUGAUGGCUAUUAUGGAAAUCUUUCGACGAUUCCCAUUUUUCAUGAACCCAUUUUUCAAGAAGAUUGCAACAAUUCUCAUGCCUAAAGGCUUGAAAGAAAAGAGCAAGGUACAUUUCCAAAAUGCAAUGCAAAAAGCAACUCAACGUAUGGAGCGAGGAAACAAUGACCGAGACGAUUUUUUCUCGCAUCUACUACGAGAGAAAGAGAAUGGACCAAAAAUUACUCGUGAAUUCAUUCUAGCGCAAUCGAAUACGCUUAUUGUAGCCGGCUCCGAAACCACCGCCACUUUCCUUAUAGGAGUAACAUACUAUCUUCUUAACAGGCCCGAGACACUACGACGUCUCCAAGAAGAGAUCCGCAAUGCAUUCACAUCUUCACAAGAUAUCACAAGCGAUUCCACAGCAGCCCUCCCAUAUCUUUCAGCCGUAAUCGAAGAAGGUCUUCGCAUCUACCCACCCGUACCAAUGGGUCUCCCGCGUGAGUGUCCGGGCGCCACAAUAGAUGGUCAUUAUGUUCCCAAAGGCGCGAUUGUCUGCGUCUCCGGCUACGUUGCUACCCAUAACGAAGAAUAUUUCGCCGACGCCAAUGAGUUUCAUCCUGAGAGAUAUCUACCUCCUUCUCACCCAUUUUAUGAUUCUCGAUAUCAGAAUGAUAACAAAGAUGCGAGCAAACCGUUUUCUCUGGGUUCCAGAGCAUGUCUGGGGGUUAAUUUGGCGUAUAUGGAAAUGCGGGUAGUUUUGGCGAGAUUGGCUUGGGAAUUCGAUUGGGAAUUGAAGAGUAAGGAGUUAAAUUGGGAAAGGGAUUCGAAAUUGGUGGUGCUUUGGAAAAAACCAGAGCUCAGGGUUGGGUUUACCCCGGUAAAGAGAUGAGCUGGAGAGGUGCCAUCUAAGGCGUUUUGGUUUCUUUCUUUCUUUUGUCUUUUACAGAAAUAAUUCUCGUGGCAACAGCCCAUAAACCUAGGGAAGUUGGAUAAUACAAGGGUGAAUACAAAUUAGGCUUUCUUCUGCA
Botrytis cinerea B05.10 is the source of this 2049-nucleotide messenger RNA. RefSeq lists its product as hypothetical. Lineage: Eukaryota; Fungi; Ascomycota; Leotiomycetes; Helotiales; Sclerotiniaceae. Bases 366 to 1910 code for a protein of 514 amino acids. Gene Ontology annotation, molecular function: heme binding; monooxygenase activity; iron ion binding. The transcript has 5 exons. The record is from RefSeq and is a predicted model, not a curated record.